Messenger RNA from Myiozetetes cayanensis, 4249 nucleotides. It is a transcript of the gene BMP10, whose product is annotated as bone morphogenetic protein 10. Lineage: Eukaryota; Metazoa; Chordata; Aves; Passeriformes; Tyrannidae. The coding region runs from base 147 to 1424 and encodes 425 amino acids. Gene Ontology annotation, cellular component: extracellular region. Gene Ontology annotation, molecular function: cytokine activity; growth factor activity. Gene Ontology annotation, biological process: BMP signaling pathway; SMAD protein signal transduction. The record is from RefSeq and is a predicted model, not a curated record. The transcript is spliced from 2 exons.
CAGGACGGAUCACAAGUUUCCAAGACAAGAGCUUCCAAACUUGUCAUGUCUGUGUGACACGAGCCGCGUACGACCCAGGGGAUAAAACGGCCACUUAGCCCGCACGAGAGCCAGAGCCCGUUGGGGUUGGAGGCUCAAGCGAAGCCAUGGAUUCCAUAGCGCUCCAGCUCUGGGCUGUCCUCUCCCUCCUGGUUCACCUGGCUGCCUGCAGUCCCAUCCUGAGCCUGGAGCACUCCUCCCUGGAGGAAGACGCGCCUCUUUUCGACGAGAUCCUCUCCGAGCAGGAUGGGGUUGAUUUCAACACGCUGCUCCAGAAUAUGAAGAACGAGUUCUUGAAGACCUUGAACCUCUCUGACAUUCCCCUGCACGAGUCGGCCAAGGUGGACCCGCCAGAGUACAUGCUAGAGCUGUACAACAGGUUUGCCACCGACAGGACAUCGAUGCCUUCCGCAAACAUCAUCAGGAGCUUCAAAAAUGAAGACUUGGAUUCCCACCCUACUGGUGUCACCGGGACCCGGAAAUACCCUCUCCUCUUCAACGUCUCCAUCCCUCACCACGAGGAGAUCACCAUGGCCGAGCUGAGGCUCUACACCCUGGUGGAGCGGGACCAGAUGCUCUACGAGGGGCUGGACAGGAAGGUCACCAUUUUUGAGGUGCUGGAGAACGUCCCCGGCGGGGCAGGGGAAGAGCCGAAGCUGAUGGCCCUGGCAUCCCGGCACGUCUACGGCACCAGCAGCGAGUGGGAGAGCUUUGAGGUCACCGAGGCCAUCCGGCGCUGGAGGAGGGCCGGGCUGACCACGCACCGGCUGGAAGUUCACAUCGAGAGCAGGGAAGGGGAGGAGCGGGACGGGGAGGGGAAGCUCGACAUCGACAUCAACUCCGAGGCCAAGCACGUGCCCCUGCUGGUCGUGUACUCCGACGACCAGAGCAACGACAAGAAGGAGGAGAAGGAAGAGCUGAACGAGAUGAUAGACCACGAGCAGCUCGUGGACCUGGAGCAGCUGGAGGUCGGGCACUUCCACGACCAGCCCGGCGAGGAGGCGCUGCUGCAGAUGCGCUCCAACAUCAUCUACGACUCCACCGCCCGGAUCCGCAGGAACGCCAAGGGCAACUACUGCAAAAAGACCCCGCUCUACAUCGACUUCAAGGAGAUUGGCUGGGAUUCCUGGAUCAUCGCCCCGGCGGGGUACGAAGCCUACGAGUGCCACGGAGUGUGCUCCUACCCCUUGACGGAGCACGUCACGCCCACGAAGCACGCCAUAGUCAAGACUUUGGUUCACCUGAAGAACCCCCAGAAAGCCUCCAAGGCCUGCUGCGUGCCCACCAAACUCGACCCCAUCUCCAUUCUCUACUUGGAUGCAGGGGUGGUCACCUACAAGUUCAAAUACGAGGGCAUGGUGGUCUCGGAGUGUGGCUGCAGAUAGUAGGAGGGAAGGCACAGGGGAGGGCACAGGGGGAGUAUUUAAUGAUUCAGUCUGUAAAUUUGUACAUUUCGGAUUUGCUAUUUAAUGAGGUUAUUUAAUGAGGCAUGUACAGAUAAUUGUGUGCUUCCUGUUCUGGGGAACGGGCAAGUCGUACGAGCGCAGGGAUUGUAUAUUUUGGUCCAUUGCUUCCUUCUUGCUGUUCUUCGCUGUCCAAGUGAUGACCGAGUCCCUCCUCCCAUCAGGGCAUGGAGCAGAUGGUUUGGAUUGUCUGGGAGAGCUCUUCGUGCCAAAGGGGCACAUUGAAAUCCUCAGAAAUAAAGGCAUAUUUUUGUAUUUUGUCAAUGUUCAUUGGCAUCUGCAGGGCUGUUAAAGAUAGGUGAGCCGUGGCCAGUCACAUCUAGAUUGUUCAGUUUUCUGUAAAAUCUUUAUUAAGAUCUUUACAUGCUCAGUUUUUUAAAUUUAAUCUCUGCAGAUCUUAUUCUGUCUCUGAUCAUUCUGAACCACCACAGGCACAACAAGAUGUUAGACUUUUUUCCCUUUUUCUUAUUCCUUUCCCUGUCACAGUUUAAAGUAACUAGCAGGGAUGAUUUGGCAUCUGGAGCUGAAGGGAACCAUUCCCUUUCCCACUUUUCUCAGGAAAACAAAGGGCCCAGGAGCAGUGCCAGGCGUGGGCCAUGGCAAGAAAUUCCCCCUGUGCAGGUUUAGUCCCAAACCACUGUGUGUAAACUCUGGUUUUGCUGUGGUGGCCACGGCUUGUCUCCCAAGGGCCAGAGCUUUGAGUGGCAGAAAGAGGUGCUGAACAUUUCCUGAAUCCCUGAAGUUGCAUCCCCUAAAAUUGCCCUUGAAAUUUAUCCCAGCUAAGAAGGAAUUCAUCCCCCUACGCAGGGCAGUGAAUUCCAGAUGAUACAGCCACGUCAUCCCACUCAAAUGGCCGAGGAGCGUUGCACCAAAUCUGCACAGAGCAGGGCAGAACAGCAAACCCCAGUGGGACAGGGAGGAUCUUCCCUUUCUGGGAGUGCUGGAGCUGUCAAUUCAUAAGGAUGUUGCCCCCCUCCCCAAACCAGAGAGAAGGAGUCACAUGCCAUGUUUCUGCCACUCCCCCUAGACAAAUCCUGGUGAUAAGGAGGUGUCGGAGCUGAGAAACAAUAGACCCGUCACUUUAUUUAUACUAAGCUGCAAAUUUGUCAGAUUCUUGGGAAAGUGUAAGUGAUGUUGACUCUUUUAGCCCGUACCAGAGCCUAGUGUACUGUCCCUGCAUCUGUUUUACACUUUUAAGGGAAAGUUAUCUUCCCUGGAAGUGAUAAGGGUCUUCGAAAGAAUCACUCCAACACUCCAUGGGAAUGAACACAAAAGACUUUAUCAUGCACCAGCUAAACCCAAUUUCACCUAUUUUCACACAUACUCUUCUGUGCUUCCCAUAAUUUAUUGACCUAUUUAUUGACUGCCUGCCUUUGUAAUAUAAUGUAGAAUACAGAAUGUUUUAUUUUUGUGCUGGUGUGUAAUCCCACUUGGAUAAAACCUUGUACUGAUCCUACUUGACGUGAAAUCUCUCUCUGUUGGGCUGUGCUGCACAAGAGGUUGGGGCUGCUGAUUUAUCUCCUCCCCUAGAUAUUGGUAAAUCCCACAGGCCCCAGUUUCCUCCCUGCAGGGAUUUCAGGAGCCUUCUGGAGCACAUUUGGUCUUGUCCAGCGGGUGACUCCUCUUGCAGGGGUAUCACGGCUUUAAGUGCCCAGCUGUGUAGUUUAUUGUAGAGUUAUGCAGUCUCCACUCAUGCUGCCUGUUCCCAGAUAGUUAUAUUGCUUUAUUCCUCACCCCUGAGAGUGACUGACACCGCUCCCAGACCUUUCCCCCGAGCCACUCUGCAAUCUGGGCCUGUGGUUGAUGGCGCGCUGGAGGAAUGCGCGAGAGGUGUGAUGUUUGCUCUGCUGACAUGAACUGCAGCAGCCAGCGGUUGAAGUGUGACCACACAGACCCUUUCAAAACCAUCCACGAUUCUUAUGAAGCCAUUUGCCAAGACAAGCCAUUCACCUUGUUAGGAGUGAUAAUCCAGCAUUAGGGAGAUAAUCCGACAUUUGCUUUUAUCAUCUCUUUUCUGCGACCGAUCCCGUGGCAGUGAUUUGCUUUUGGCACCACUGUCCUUUCCUGACAGCACCAACAUCUCUGAACAGGAGGUUGUACCUUAAAAAUAAUAUGUAACCCACUGUAAUUGCCCAUAAUCACUAUAAAUUUUUUUGAGUAAAAACCCACCUCCCUUUUCCCUUGCCUUUGGACAUACAAAGGCAUUUGUUGGAUGUUGGGGCAGUUGAUGGCAGAGAUCAGAGAAAAUGCCACCAAAAAGAAAUGGGGGGCAGUUAUUUUAUAAAGAGUGGCACGUUGAGGUUGUUUCUGCAAGCUCAGAAGUGCUUGGGCUUUAAAUGCCCCUGUCCAAAUAGACAUGACACUCACAAAUAACAUGGUGAGUGUGUGACAAGAGCCAGGGCUCAGCUGGGAGUGCUGCUAAUGUCAGGACUCCCUGGAAAAAUGUUCCAAGCCCCUGAAAAAAAAAUAUUCCACUGCAUGUUUUCGUUUCCUUUGUUUCCUUACCCCUUCCUUCCAUCCAUCUACAUUAAUACUGUGACUUCUGUUUCUAAAAAACCUCAUUUGUCACAUUAAAUACUGGUGUGCAUUGAUUUUUCCUUUCAUCUCUGGUCUAUUUCGUAUUGACCUCUUAGCAGAUGUUUGAUUUUAAUCUUAAAUUGCAUCUGAAUUUUAGAAAGGUUUGGAAAAAUACUGAAGUAUCUGUCUUACCAUCCAUCCAUCCAUCCAUCCAUCCAUCCAUCCAUCCA